AAAAAUUCAAUUUAAAAUAGAAGAAAAUUUAGUGUUCUUCCCCAACUUCCCCCAAUUUCUAAAUAAUUGAAAGAGACACAAGAUAAACGUCGACAAUAAAAGAUCGAAGAAGAUAAAAGAAUCGAAGGAACAUAACCGUUCAUUUUGAUUUGGACGUACGAAAAUAAACGAAGUCGAACGAGGCAAGAUGGGCUGGCAAGCGAGCAACGACACCGUCCUCGAUACCGGUAAUUACGUGUUGAACGCGUUGAAUUAUAUUAACAAGUUGAACGAAUCCCUGAACACCGAGGCGAUCAAGUGUCUGCAACUGAAGCACGAGGAGGAAUUGCAGAUGCUAUCCGUUGGAAAACGGCCGGAGGACGAGCCGGGAUGCGAAAUUAGCUGGGAUUCUUUGCUGUGUUGGCCGAGAACGCCUCCGGGAAUGUUAGCCACGCUGCCCUGCCUCGAAGAACUCAACGGUAUCCGGUAUGACAGCACGCAAAACGCGAGCCGUUUAUGCAGACCGGACGGCACCUGGAACAACUACAGCAACUAUAGCCUCUGCCGGGAUCUUCGGGAACCGGAUAUCGAAGGAGGAAUCGAAAUUAUAUCGACGAAGAUUUAUUUCGUCGGAUACAGCAUCUCGUUGUUCACUUUGAUCAUUGCUGUUUCCAUUUUCCUUUAUUGCAAAGAACUGAGAUGCAUCAGGAACAACAUACACACGAACCUAAUGUUCACCUACAUUCUCGCCGACUCCAUGUGGAUUUUGAACAACGUGAUACAGCUCUCCAUGCAGCCGGAUGUACCUACUUGUGUGGUGCUUUUGUCUCUGCUGAAUUAUUUCCAACUGACCAAUUAUUUCUGGAUGUUUGUGGAAGGAUUAUAUCUGUUUCUCCUGGUAGUGAAGACUUUCACUGGUGACAAUAUCAAGCUCCGACUAUGCCUCAUCAUAGGCUGGGGGAUGCCGGUGCUGUUUAUCGCCAUGUGGGGAAUCGCAAAAUCGCUCGAUCAAAAUAUUAUGAACCAGCCCAACCAGGAAGUCUAUCUUGGAAAACAUUGUCCAUGGAUGAUAUCGCACCCUUACGACUGGUUUUAUCAAGCGCCGGCCAUUUUGGUGCUGUGCGUGAACGUGGUAUUCCUGUUCAUGAUAAUGUGGGUGCUAAUAACGAAGCUAUGGUCAGCAAACAACGCAGAAACUCAACAGUAUCGAAAAGCUAGCAAAGCUUUGCUGGUGUUAAUACCGCUGUUGGGUGUAACUUAUGUGCUGGUACUAACCGGACCAACCGAGGGUCAGGUUGCUAAUGCAUUCUUCUACUCUCGUGCUGCAUUACUUUCGUCGCAGGGCCUGUUCGUGGCGAUGUUUUACUGUUUCCUGAACACCGAAGUUCAAAACACAGUGAAACACCACAUCGAACGAUGGACCACUGCCCGUGAUCUGGAUACCGAAAGAAGGUAUUAUAACAAUUGCUCCCCCCGUUCGGGAACAGAAAGUAUAAGAUUACAUUGUCCCCCGUCGAAUCCGUACAGAAAAAGGAACUCGUCUGUAAGCGAGACGACGACCACCACCGUGAUAGGGUUCAAUUCGACCACCACGUUCCUAGACAAAUCGAAGAAGCCGAUCUCGGAGGAUCUUAACGAAUAAGAAUCCGUGUAUCUAGUCUUUUCGACGAAUCGAAUUAGAAGGUAAUACCUCGUCUAAACACGCCAGUUCCUAAACUUAUUUCCGAAACUUGUUUAAAGAAACGUGAAUCGAGGGAGAAAGCAAAUUCUAAUAUAGUGUGAAUCCAUUCGUUGGAUUUUAUCUUUUAUAGAAAGUAAUUGAAAGAUGGUUGAAAUUUGAAUGAAUUCUACGGAGACUUCACAGCGUUUAGACUAUUUAUUCGAAACUUAUAUAGAAAAAUAUAUUUAUAAAGAUGUCGUUAAGGAAUAUUCUUUCGCAUUUCGAAACAUCGUUUCACUCCUUCGACUCGAUAUUCCCAUGAAAUUAAACAGAAACAGGCGUCAUUCUGCUUUGACUAAAAUGUUUAAUAAUAUUUACAGAUUUGUUUGUAAGCAGUCUUAAUUUAUACAUAGAAGAGAUUUGUUACAGAAGGAAUUUUUUUAAUUUACUAAGUCAGCACUGUUUUGUUAAUAUUUUAUAUUAUUUGCCAUCUAUAAUUAUACUAAACUGUUAAUAGCAUCUUGCAAGCUAAUUACUUUUACUAUACUGACACAAAACAGAGCUCAAAUAACAAAGCGCAGAUAAAUUAAUAAAUAUAAAAUUGAGUAUAAUACAAUUAUAACUUGUUAUGUACAACUAGCUUGUUAUUUACUGAAAAUAUUAACCCUGAGCACUUGGUUAUUAGCAAAGAUAUUUUUGCUGUAAUUAGAUAUCAAUUUUAAAACUUUUCAGCUAAAAAGUUUUAUGAAUUCACUAUGUCUCUGUUAUCAACUUUAGUGUCUGCUAUGUGUACACACCAUAUGCACUAUAGAUUUAGUAGAAAAAUAUUUACUUCAAAUUGUUGUGCCAAACUGAAUAGUAAGUGUGAGUCACACUAUACAUUUAGUUAAGAGAUAUUUAUUUCAAAUUAUUGUAUCAAACUGAAUGCUGACUAUGCGUCGCACUAUAAAUUUAAUUAAAAAAUAUUUAUUUCAAAUUAUUGUACCAAACUGAAUAGUGACUAUGCGUCAUACUAUAGAUUUAGUUAAAAAAUAUUUACUUCAAACUAUUGUACCAAACUGAAUAGUUAGUAUGCGUCACACUAUACAUUUAGUUAAAUAAUAUUUAUUUUAAAUUAUUGUAUCGAACUGAAUAGUGAGUAUGCGUCACACUAUAAAUUUAACUAAACAAUAUUUAUUUCAAAUAGUAAUAUAAUACUGAAUAAUGAGUAUGAGUCACCUCCCAAGUGCAAAGGGUUAAUUUCACUACAUAUAUACAUAUUACAUUUCCACACAAAAAAUUAUUCUAA
Megachile rotundata (alfalfa leafcutting bee) is the source of this 2927-nucleotide messenger RNA. It is a transcript of the gene Dh44-R1, whose product is annotated as Diuretic hormone 44 receptor 1. Gene Ontology annotation, molecular function: diuretic hormone receptor activity; peptide hormone binding; G protein-coupled peptide receptor activity. The record is from RefSeq and is a predicted model, not a curated record. Lineage: Eukaryota; Metazoa; Arthropoda; Insecta; Hymenoptera; Megachilidae. Gene Ontology annotation, cellular component: plasma membrane. Gene Ontology annotation, biological process: adenylate cyclase-modulating G protein-coupled receptor signaling pathway; cell surface receptor signaling pathway.